Molecule: messenger RNA, 2153 nt
Organism: Manihot esculenta (cassava)
Lineage: Eukaryota; Viridiplantae; Streptophyta; Magnoliopsida; Malpighiales; Euphorbiaceae
Product: increased DNA methylation 2
Exons: 2
Coding region: 660-1892 (410 amino acids)
Cellular component (GO): nucleus
Source: RefSeq, a predicted model, not a curated record
CUCGAGCGCUCUCUCCACUCUCUUUCCAACGUCAAAUAUGGCGUCACUAUGUUCUCUGCGCAAAGAAGGUGAUGUUUUCAUCUGAAAGCAGCAAAACAAACAAAAUCCCCUUUUUUGUUUUCCUUCGCUUUGGCUCUAUUUACACUACCUUUAUCACUGGUUUGCUUGUUCUACUUCUUUUCUCUACAUUGAAUCUUGUUCUUUGUUUUGAUCAUCCACUAAUUUGUGGUGUAAUUUUUCCUUUCUGGGUUGUCAUCUUCUUUGCUUUAAUGUUCGUUUGAAGGCAAUAUUAAUGUUCUUUGGUGUUAAUUGGAGACCGGAUUGAAAAGUUUAGAGCAAUAUAUCAAUUGUUAAUUUCUAGACCCCUUUUCAUUCUUGUGGUAGUUUAAUUUUAUGUGCUUGUGGUAGCAUUUAACUCUGAAUCGGGGUGUUCUUGAUUGCAUUUGAAGUUGUUUUCAAGUUGUGCUUUAUUCAUGUUUACUCGUCUUUUUUUUUUUUUUUUUUUUCCAAUGGAUUUUGAUGAGUAACCCAUUGUUUGUUUCAGUUUUGUGAUCAAAGUGACAUGCUAUGACUUCUCUCUCAAUGAGAAGCAUUAUAUGUUCCCUUUUCCUAAGUGCUGUGACUUCUUGCAGAUUCUGAUUCGUUAAACUGCAAUUGCUAUGGAACCUCUGGUUCAAUCUACAAACUGUCUUGUUGCUACGGGGUCAGAAUCCAUUGCUGCAUCAAGUAGGAGGCCUAAUAGCAACCAGCGUUUCCUCCUUUACUUCAUCUUUAGUACCUACUUUCGGCCUCACCUGAAAGAGGAGUUCCCACAAAAGUCAGUUUUGCAAAGGGUAGCUGAGGGCCUGUCAGCAUAUACUUCAGAUCAACUAGCUGGUUCACACAUGAAAACAGUAGAAGUGGAGCGGGUGUACUAUUAUGCACUUCGGAAAGUGGAAAAAUCUCUUGCUGUGAAAUUACCUAUAUUGCACCAAUUCUUUCAUGGCAGUAUGCCUACCUCUGAAAAUGACCUCACUGCUGUUUACCCUCAGUUUCCUGAUCUCUUUCCUCCACAACUGCAUCCUCAUUCACGGUUCAAAAACAAGUAUAGAACCAUAGAAAACAUUAUAUUCAUUCAUGACCCAGAUACCUCUUACAUUAAGCCAGAAGAAAUUGAAAGGUUUAAGAGGCUAACUGGGCUCGAGAAUCUCCUAUUGGAUGGACAGGCUGCAAGAUGCCAUAUAUCUCUGGAUGACAAUACUUUAUAUAAUGUGCCAGUGCAGGAAGCUGAAUCCAUCAGAGACUUUCCUCUUGUCAAUCAUUCUCAUAGAUCUCGCAGAGCAAAACGUCCUGCUAGCACCUUGCAAUCUGUAGGGCAGCAUGUCCACGAUGUGGAUAAUGCUUUACCUCCACUACAGAGUUCUACAACUCUGCCAAUCAAAGAUGACACCAGAACUGUGGAUAAGGCCGAUCCAGGGAUAUUCUUUCUUCCUUCCUGCCCAAAUAACAAAGAGAGGGACCAAAUGAUGGCUGCUUCUAAAAGUGGAUUGGCACUGACUGGUAGUGCUGCUAUGGGGCAGGUUGGACCAAGUAUUGGACUUGUGGACAUUGGUGAAUGCGAGGAUGCAUAUAUGUUUCGCGUAUCUCUUCCUGGGGUGAAAAGAGAUUGGCAGGAAUUCAGUUGUGAAGUUGAAGAUGACGGUAAGGUUCUAAUAAAGGGUGUGACGACGACCGGUGAGAGUACUGUAUACAGGUUCUCGCAAACCUUCAAAAUGCAAUCAAAGAACCUUUGUUCACCAGGAGAGUUUUCUGUUGCAUUUCAACUGCCUGGUCCUGUUGAUCCUCAGCAGUUUAUUGGCAAGUUCGGCAUAGAUGGAAUUCUGGAGGGAAUUGUGAUGAAACAGAGACAUUGAGUUUAUGAGUUUUCCUUGUCGAUGACCUUGUAGUUUUCCUUGUUUCUCAAGCAUGCACUGCUUUAUAUGUUGGUUUAAAAAAUGUUAGUAGUGUUUUGAAUGCAUAGUUGAUGAAUUCAGGAAAAUGACCUCUGCUAAACUACGAGGGAUCUUCCAUAUUCCUGCUUGCUCUCUCUCAUCCCUCCCACUCCUCACCAUUUUUUCCCCUUCUGAUCAAUGAGAUAGAAGCUCAAAUAAUAUAUGACAAUCUCCCAUUCUCAA